Molecule: messenger RNA, 830 nt
Organism: Vespula pensylvanica (western yellowjacket)
Lineage: Eukaryota; Metazoa; Arthropoda; Insecta; Hymenoptera; Vespidae
Exons: 4
Coding region: 89-817 (242 amino acids)
Source: RefSeq, a predicted model, not a curated record
GUUGCGCAGAAUCUUGUUUCACGAGUGUUUAGAGUUAGACGAAGCGUAUUUAAUUGUGCGUCAGUCUGAAAAGAGACCUUGAAAGGUAAUGUCGUCAACAACGUUUUCAGUUUUUUUCUUUCUGACGAGAGUGAUCAUUCUAAAGUAUUUCUCCGCGAUCGAUGCGUCUAUAAUUGAAAGAAUAGAUGUGCCGUCAGUUGUACAUAAUGGUACUGGACCAAUCAAGCUUUCUUGUAUUUACAAAAUCGAUGAGAACGAGAAUGGUCUUGUUGUUAAAUGGUACCACGAGUUGGACCAAAUCUAUCAAUGGAUACCUCCCUUGCCACCUCAAGAUACGGGUAUAAUUGCAAACUACACGAAAUAUCCAGCGGAGAAUUUGAGACAACCAGAGACACGAUCGAUAAUCUAUUUAAAAAUGAUUACUCUUGACAUGAGCGGAGAAUACAUGUGUGUUGUUAAAACAUUUCAUAGCGAACACACCAAAGCAGCCAAAAUGAUUGUAUACGUCCCGGAAAGCAGCGCAAACAUUUAUGUCUCCCGUUUUAAUGAUAGUCAUAUUAACGUUAAAUGUAUAGUCUUAGGAGCACAACCUAAGCCGACUUUGGUAUUUUAUAUCGAAGGGAUUAAAAUCAAUGAUAAAUUCGACGAAUCAUUGAAAAUUAUUAACGAAUAUAGGCAUAAUCUUUCCGUAACACGGAAUAUUGUUUUAAAGAAUAUAAUGAAUCCUGUAUUAAUAGAAUGCGAAAUUUCUAUUUCUGAAACAAAUUACAAAAGAAGGGAAAAGAUGGUUUACUAUCCUGAUUAUAUAAAAAAUUAAGAUAAUGAAUUAU